UUUUUUUUUAUUUUUUCGCAUCUAUUUUCACUGACUUAUUUUAAUCAUUAAUUUGUGAAAAACGCUAAAAGCCGGGUUUUAGUAGGUACUCCAAAACAAACAUGGCACUGACAUAAUACGUUUGUAAACAAUAUCGCUCUUGAACUUCUUUUUGCAUGUGUGCUUUGGUAUUUUGCUUACCUUGCAUGAAUUUUCUGUACCUACUAAAAAAUUGUACAUAGCGAAAAAGCUUCUCAUAAUAUAAUUAUUAUCUCUAAAUUUAUUACUAAAUUCCUACAAAUCUAGGUUAGAAUUAAGUAGGUGAUGGUAGAGAAAAAAAAGUAAUUCUGUAUUUGUACCUAACUAUUAGUGGCAAUGCAACAAGUUUACAACUAUGGCUUGGCAUCUGGACAAAAUCUUGGAUCUACUAUGGGUUGUGGACAGCCUGAUCUUCGGCAGUGGAAUAUGCGCCAACAGCAAAAAAUGUUAUCUAACAUUGAUAUGUUUAAUUUGGAAAACGAUCUUCCGGAGGAGCUUAUUUCCUCAGGUAGUUCAUGGGGGAUGGUAUCAGAUCCCAUGGGGAAUAAUAAACCUCCGGCCCAGGGUCCAGGCCCUGGGGCAUUGCAAAAUGGCAUGGAAAAUGCAGAAGGAACAAAUGCAUUACGACAACAAAUACAACUUAAUCAUCACUUAAUGCAGCAGCAGGGCAAUAAAACAUUGGUCGGAAACGCUUUAGGUCUUGCGGGUAAUCAAUUAGGUAAUAAAAGUCCAAAUUUACAAUCGCCUCCUAAUGUAUCUGUAGCAAAAGGGAAUGUAGUCGAUCCGAUGUCUCUAGGAAGUCUCCCAUCCAGCAUUGCUAGUAGUGUAGGCUUGCAAUCCAUUGCAAAUAAUGGAAGUUCUCCUCAGGUUAUGAGUUCAAUUCAAGGCAUGAAUAACAGCGUAGCAAACGUGAGUGCAGGCGGAAAUAUGAUAAUGACCAAUAGUAAUAUGGGCGGUAAUUUGGGCACGAUGGCGGGAGGAGGUUUGGUUGUGUCCAGUGGUAUGAAUAAACAGGGUUUGUCUAAUGCUACCAAUAUGAUGGCUCCAGGGCACCAUCCUGUCAAUCACGGGGUACCUCAGCCUAUCCAGAACGGUCCCAUGAUGAAUGCAAGAAAUGUGGCAUCUAUUCAACAACAAAUGAACCAACGAACGCCAGGCCCUCAUGGAAUACAUACAAUGGGACCACGCAUGCAACCUCCAGGAAUGAUGCAGCUUGGUGGACCAGUAGGUCAAGUAAUGCCUGCCAAUACUCCAUACCCGUAUUCGAACGCGACAGGACCUCAAAAUGUCCACGUAGGUGGUGGCGUGGUGGCUCCUCAAAGACCUGGUUCGAUUGCAAUUCAACAGAACCGUUUUGGCGGACCCGCAGGGCCUGUUGGUCCUACAGCGGGUGGUGAAGGUGGGAUGGCUCAAACUCAACCACCAGCUGCAUCACCAGCUCAACCCCAAUCUGGAGCCCCGGCAGGGUCGCAACCCGGACCUCAGACCGCAACUCAAAAUCAGGCCACUGGCGGAACGGCACCAGCAGCAUCAACAGAUCCAGAAAAAAGAAAAUUAAUCCAACAGCAACUUGUGUUGCUUUUACACGCGCACAAGUGUCAACGACGCGAAGCACAGGCCAACGGUGAAGUGUGGUUGUGCACGUUACCUCAUUGUAAGGUGAUGAAGAACGUUUUAAAUCACAUGACCACAUGUCAAGCAGGUAAGAGCUGCUCCGUACCUCACUGCAGUUCCUCGCGACAAAUAAUCAGCCACUGGAAAAAUUGUGUGCGGAACGAUUGUCCCGUUUGCCUGCCCCUCAAACAAGCAGACAAGAACAGAAACAAUCCCAAUGCUACUUCAAAUCAACCUCAAACGACGCAAUCGCCAAAUCCGUCAGCGUCGGACUUGCGUCGGGCCUACGAUGCGCUCGGUAUUCAAUGCCCGACGACGGGAACGACGGGUCCAACUCCUGCAGGCCUCAUACCGAAUGUGGUACAGCCUCGUCCUGGUAUCCGAUUACCUCUGGCAAGCGGAGGUGGCCCCGCGACGUCCAAUCAGAUCUUACAACAUUCACAACAGCAGCAGCAACAGGCGGCCAACAUGGGUGGAAUUAGAGUAUUAGCACCUACGCAAAAUCAACAACCAGCUCCAAACGUCAGUUUACCACUUGGAAGUGAUUCGAAUCCAGCAGCAACCCAGAGUGCUGCCGUCGCCCAGGUGGCGGCCAACAUUACACAAAACGUGGCUGGAGUGCAGCUCUUUGGCACCGGAGAUACUCAAUCACAAGCAGUUGUGGGUGUUGAUGGACGUAUGCAAGUUUCGACAGGUCUUCAGCCCGGUCAGGUGACGGCUACACCAAUACAAGGAACCAAAGAGUGGCACCAAUCAGUCACGCCCGAUCUCCGUAACCAUUUAGUGCAUAAGCUCGUACAAGCAAUAUUUCCAACCCCUGAUCUCCAAGCGAUGCAAGAUAAACGAAUGCACAAUCUAGUGGCGUAUGCACGCAAAGUAGAGGGCGAUAUGUAUGAAAUGGCAAAUUCGCGCUCUGAAUACUACCAUUUGCUCGCAGAGAAAAUCUACAAGAUACAAAAGGAACUGGAAGAAAAGAGACAGAAACGUAAAGAGCAACAAUUACAACAACAACAGCAGUUACAGCAGCAACAGUUGAGGCCGGGACUUCAAGGCACUGUUCCUGGAGCUGGCUCGAGACCUGGGGCUCCUGGAAGUACUUUGUCUCAGCAGGCUGGUUUACGGAGCAAUUCUCCAGCUCUCAGCAAUUCUAUUGGCUUAGGCAACGUUCUUAAUCAACAAAAUCGUAUGUUGUUCGCUGGACAGAGUGCAACAUCGGCAGGUGUUGGGAACGCUCAACAGCAAUCGGUGGCUGUUGGUCUUCCAGGUCCGAGUCCUACGGGCUCGAAUAUACCAUCACAGCCCAGUUUAUCGCCAUUCGGUCAACCGAUGUCGCAACAACAACCGCCAUCAGGCAGUAUGUCUGCACCGACGAGUAAUGGUCCUAGUUUGCCUGCCACUUCGCCUACGCUCACUCAACAACAACAGUUCAACGAAGUACUGAAGAACAGGCUUGCUCCAUCGCCGUCCGCUUUCGGUUUGCAUCAAUCUGGGACGGCGGUAGGGGUCGGUGGAAUGGCUAGUAAUCAGUCCCAACAACAGCAACAACAAAUGAACGCUAAUGGAGGAGCGACGCCAAGAAUGACCAGUUCUACUCCUGACAUUACCACCUCAUCCAUGGUGCAUACGACCACCGCUUUGGGACCGACGUCGGUCAGCUCGUCAAGGGGCGCUUCGCCUGCGCCACCCACCCCUAUUGUCUCUUCACCAUCUAAUGUUACGGCUAGCAGUUUAGUAUUAUUUUCAGGAAAGGGAAUGACGGCGGCAGAACGUCAAGCGUUGCAUGCGCCCCGUCCUACGUCAAUGUCGUCGCAGAUGGCAGCGAUAACAGCCGCGCAAAAGGACGACGAUUCGCCGCCUCCGUCCUCGAAUGGCGGUAUCAAGGGUAAAUUGGAUAACAUCAAACAGGAAGACACAUCGUCAAUGGAUAUAAAAGAGGAAGAUAGUAACACGAUGGACGGCCGCGAGGGCGGCGGCAAGGGUAUAAAGUCUGAAAUAAAACAAGAUAUUAAGACGGAAACUAUGGAGGGUAUGGACAUGAUGGAAGAACACGGAGUUAAAGAUGAACCACCUAGUACGCCUGACAGUUCCGCUGACAUCAAACCGUCCCCAAUAUCUCGAGACAUCGUUCCUAUUCAGGGACAAGAUAGUUUAAAACGUAAAUGCAUAUUUAAGCCUGACGAACUAAGGCAAAAACUGAUGCCCACAUUGGAGAAACUAUACCGUCAAGAUCCUGAGAGUAUUCCGUUUAGACAGCCCGUUGAUCCACAAAGUCUGGGAAUACCUGAUUAUUUUGAUAUUGUGAAAAAACCGAUGGAUCUCUCAACGAUAAAAAGGAAACUGGACAUUGGUCAAUACCAAGAUCCUUGGGAAUACGUUGAUGAUGUGUGGUUGAUGUUUGAUAACGCGUGGCUGUACAACAGGAAGGCGAGCAGAGUCUACCGGCAUUGCACUAAACUAGCGGAAGUAUUCGAACAAGAAAUAGACCCAGUGAUGCAGUCAAUGGGUUACUGUUGUGGUAGAAAAUACACAUUUAAUCCCCAGGUCCUAUGCUGUUAUGGAAAGCAAUUGUGCACGAUUCCUCGAGAUGCCAAAUACUAUAGUUAUCAGAACAGUCUUAAAGCAUUUGGACUUGACUCCAACAGAUAUACCUUCUGCCAAAAGUGUUUCAACGAUAUCCAAGCCGACACCGUAACCCUAGGAGACGAUCCUACGCAAGCGCAAACCGUGAUAAAGAAAGACCAGUUCAAAGAAAUGAAGAACGACCACCUAGAGAUGGAGCAAUUCGUUUACUGCAAUGAGUGCGGUCGUAAAUUACACCAGAUCUGCGUACUCCACUUAGAUUGUAUCUGGACAUCAGGCUUCACAUGUGACGAGUGCCAUAAAAAGAAAGGCACGAAACGGAAAGACAACAAGUUCAGUGCGAAACGAUUACCCACGACGAAAUUAGGCGUGUAUAUCGAGACGCGUGUGAAUAACUUUUUGAAAAAAAAAGAGGCCGGUGCCGGAGAGGUUCAUAUUCGGGUGGUUUCAAGUUCAGAAAAAGUUGUAGAAGUUAAACCGGGCAUGCGCGCUAAAUUUGUGGAAAGUGGCGAACUGUCUCCGGAAUUCCCGUAUCGAGCCAAAGCAUUGUUUGCGUUUGAGGAGAUAGAUGGUGUGGAUGUGUGCUUUUUUGGUAUGCACGUCCAAGAGUACGGUAGUGAUUGUCCACCCCCGAACACCAGGCGCGUUUACAUAGCUUAUCUCGAUUCGGUGCAUUUUUUUAAACCGCGCCAAUUCAGGACCGCAGUCUAUCACGAAAUCUUGCUCGGUUAUAUGGACUACGUGAAACAGCUUGGAUAUACGAUGGCUCAUAUAUGGGCGUGUCCGCCCAGCGAAGGUGAUGAUUAUAUCUUCCACUGCCAUCCCGUUGAACAGAAAAUACCAAAACCCAAACGUCUUCAAGACUGGUACAAGAAAAUGCUCGACAAGGGAAUCAUCGAAAGAAUUGUUCUUGACUACAAGGACAUCCUCAAACAAGCAAUGGAAGAUCAUCUUAGGUCAGCAGCCGAUCUUCCGUAUUUUGAAGGCGACUUUUGGCCCAACGUGUUGGAGGAAAGCAUAAAAGAACUUGAUCAGGAAGAAGAAGAAAAAAGAAAGGCUGAGGCUGCAGAAGCAGCUGCAGCGGCUGCAAAUGCUAUGUUUUCAAUAUCCGAUGACAGCGAGUCCGGAGUGGAUGGUAAGAAGAAGGGCCAAAAGAAAGCGAAGAAAAGCAAUAAAUCUAAAUCGAAUCAGCGGAAGAAUAGUAAAAAGUCUAACACUCCACAGACAGGAAAUGAUCUAUCUGCAAAGAUAUUUGCAACGAUGGACAAACAUAAAGAGGUCUUCUUUGUAAUAAGAUUACAUAGUGUACAGAGGGCAGCUAGUUUAGGGCCGAUUCAAGACCCCGACCCUUUUAUAAACUGUGAUCUCAUGGACGGCAGGGAUGCGUUUUUAACAAUGGCGCGCGAAAAACACUACGAAUUCUCUUCACUUCGUCGUGCAAAAUACAGCACGAUGGCAAUGUUGUAUGAGCUGCAUAAUCAGGGUCAAGACAAAUUCGUCUACACAUGCAACCAUUGCAAGUCUCACGUCGAAACCCGUUACCAUUGCACCGUGUGCGACGAUUUCGAUUUGUGCACUCUGUGCUACGAGAAAGAAGGGCAUCCGCACAAAAUGGAAAAAUUGGGACUCGAUCUUGAUGACGGCUCCUCGCCAAGCGAAAAACAGGCUAAUCCUCAAGAGGCACGCACUCUCUCAAUUCAAAGAUGUAUUCAGAACCUGGUGCAUGCAUGUCAAUGUCGCGACGCGAAUUGCCGUCUCACUAGCUGUCAGAAGAUGCGACGAGUUGUCACGCAUACCAAAGUCUGCAAGCGAAAAACGAACGGUGGUUGUCCCGUAUGCAAACAGUUAAUAGCGUUGUGCUGUUACCACGCCAAACACUGCCAAGAAACUAAGUGCCCUGUACCGUUCUGUUCAAACAUCAAACACAAGCUAAAGCAACAACAGUUGCAGCAACGGCUACAGCAAGCGCAACUGCUGCGCCGACGUAUGGCUGUAAUGAAUACGCGGACAAUGGUGCCGCAGAGUCCUGUUCCCGGUGCGACGAUGCCGUCGUUGGCGUCUGGAGCACAGACUGUGUUACCGGGCGCGGUAAGUCCCGCGGGAACAAUGGGUGGUGCGGGUGCAAUCACGACUGUCGGCAUGGGAAUGCAGUCGCCACAUCAGGCGGGCAUCGGUAUCAAGCCCGGUACGCAAACCCCUCCUGCGAACGUUCUCCAAGUCGUCAAGCAAGUACAGGAGGAGGCGGCAAGACAACAGCAACCCCACGUGGGCUACGGAAAACUUACACCCGGGGCUGGUGUUCCCGGCCAGAGUAUGCCACCUCCGCAAGUUCAGAGGACCAUGGGACAUCUUGGAGCUGGGCAAGGGGGUAACUUACUACCUAUGGAACAGUGGCAGCAACGAUAUCCUGGUGGUGCCGGUCAAGGCUUGCGUCAGGCGGCGCCGCAAUUGAUGCCGACACAGAACCAACUCAGCGGCACUCCUAUGCAGGGCGCCUCGCCAACGGUCAGGCCGGGAGCGGGUGGUCUUAAUACAUCCGGCGGCAAUAUGAUGCAUAAACAGGCCUUGCAUCAACUAAUGCAGACGCUACGAUCUCCGCACUCUGCUGAGCAACAGCAACAAAUAUUAGCUAUAUUAAAAACAAACCCACCGUUGAUGGCUGCAUUUAUAAAGCAGAGACAGGCUCAGGCGCAAGCGCAACAGGGUGGUGGAGCCGCAGGAGUAACGGGGGCAUCUCAACAACAGUUACAGCAUAUGUUGAGUCAGCAACCGACUCCACCACAGCACCAGAACAGAAUGCAAAUGCAGACAAUGCUGGGCCAAGGACCUGGACAAGGACCUGCUCCUGGACCUCAAGCUCAACAAAUGAACCAGCAACAACAGCAGUGGUACAAACACCAACAGUUGUUAGCAAUGCAACAGCGACAACAGCAACAACAGCAGCAACAGCAACAACAACAGCAACAGUUUCAACAGCCGCCCGCCUACCAACAAAGACUGCCCGCGAUCCGACAGCCGCAUAUGUCGUCAUAUAAUAAUUCGUUCGCUGACCAACAAUACCCCCCAAUUCAGGGUCUCAAACCAACGCCACCACCAGUGCCAUCGCCACAGGGUGUAAUGGGUCCGCCGCCGGGUGGUAUUUCGGUUCAACAACAGCAACAGCUAAUGCAAAGUGUGCGGAGUCCGCCUCCUAUACGCAGUCCGCAACCAAACCCAUCUCCGCGUCCUAUACCGAGUCCGCGUAAUCAGCCGGUGCCGAGUCCGCGUGGUCCUCAACCGUCCCCUCAUGAUUUGGCCGCUUCCGAGAUGUUGUUAGGUCAAAAUCAUACGAACAGUUUGCACACGCACACGUCGCCUAAUGGCCAAGGUCAGGACGGCAACGACGUGCCUCCAAUGACCCCUCAAGAUCAACUCAGUAAAUUUGUGGAGCAGCUUUAGUGGCGAUGAACGACGAUAGAAUGGUUUUAUAUUAUCAGAGAGAAAAAUCUUAUAAUGAAUCAAGGCUGAUGAUUGACUGACCUGACUGUUUUGUCAUAAAAAUAAUAGUAUCUAUUGUUUCGUCGUCAAUUUGUUGUUAUUUGUUGUUGUUAUUCAAAGCGACGAGAAUCGAAUGAAAGCAACGGGUAAGCGCUUUGAGAAAAGAAAAGUAGUAGAUAUUUCUUUGAUGAUAAACAGGAAGGGGAGAGAUAGAUAACGAAAAGAAGAAAGACAACAUUUAAGACAACCUGGUGCUGUGUGACUGUACAAAAAAAAUUUAAACAGUGGUCUAAAUAAAUAUUGAUUUAUUUAACUGAAGUAUACUUAUUCUAAUAAGAGAUUUCGACUGGUCUCCGUGCCGCCUUUGUAUUUAUAUUGUAAAAAGUGUAAUUAAUUUAAGAUUGACUGGACGAUAUUGUGUAGUUAGUAUCGUUGAUAAAUUGCAUAAGAGUUGUACAUAUGUUUAAUAUUAUGUAACAUAGAUAUCAUUACAUAUACACCACAAUACAUGAUGAGACACACACACACACACACGUAUACACGUUAUGAUGAGUAAUUACUAAAAUAAUAAUAAUAAUGAUCAUAAUAUAGUGAAAUGUUUUACCUUUUUAAACAAAACAAAAAAAAGUGUGAAACGAAUGUGAACUACGUUGCGAUACCUAAAAGUAUUUGGCUUCGCGAGGCUGUGUUAUUUAUCGAACAAGAAUAUUAAGAAAAAAUACUACAUACUAAAGUGGCGGAUUGUUACCCCUCCCCCCGCGAAGGAGGGGGUGAUGUACACACUGUGCAUAGCUCCGCACCCACACUACUAUAAAGAAACUACUACGUUGCUUAUAUUAUUUUUUUGUUUUUAUUUUCAUUUUUACUUUUUUCCUUUUUUUUUUAUAAGCUGAAAGUUA
Messenger RNA from Agrilus planipennis (emerald ash borer), 8588 nucleotides. It is a transcript of the gene nej, whose product is annotated as CREB-binding protein. NCBI's taxonomy places the organism in Eukaryota, Metazoa, Arthropoda, Insecta, Coleoptera, Buprestidae. Gene Ontology annotation, biological process: positive regulation of transcription by RNA polymerase II. Bases 355 to 7650 code for a protein of 2431 amino acids. The transcript is spliced from 22 exons. The record is from RefSeq and is a predicted model, not a curated record. Gene Ontology annotation, cellular component: nucleus; transcription regulator complex; histone acetyltransferase complex. Gene Ontology annotation, molecular function: protein binding; transcription coactivator activity; histone acetyltransferase activity.